GAGGCCCUACAAUGAGAAAUUUGAUUCUUUUUGCAGUGUUUCUUGCUUUCAUUCUUCAAUUGGAAUCAUGUAAAUGUCUAUCCAAACAUCCUCAAAGGCAUUUUUGUAACUCGAAUUUUGUUGUUCACGCAAAGGUGAUUAGUCGGUCGCAAAGGAUCGUGAAUAAUGGAUUGAAUGUGCGUGUUGCAUACACUGUUCAAAUACUCCAAGAUUUCAAGCUUGACGAUAGAAGAUUUAGACAGCAGCCGCCAAUCCGAAUUAUCAAAUCCAGUUCUUCUUUUGCUGCCUGUGGUUCAUACUUUGAAUUAAAUAAAGAAUACGUCAUUUCAGGUUCCAACAUUAGGGGCGAAUGGGAAACAAAUUUAUGCGCAUGGAAUGAUGAAGUAGAUUUACUCACACAAUACCAAAGAAAUGCUCUGGAUCUCGGCGUUUACAAAAACAGUUGUAACUGCCAGGUUUUGGAGUGCGCACCUGACGUGAUGAAUUGCCCAGCUGCAGGUAGAAAUGAAUGCGUCAUCAGAUCAAAUUUUAACUGCCACUAUGGCAUAAAUACUUGUAGAAGAGUUAAUUCGAUGUGCAUGUGGACUUCUCCAUGCAAUCUGUGACAUGCCUUUGCGGUUUUAAAAUCAUGAAACAAUGUGCUUAAUAUGCUUAAUAAAACUUAAUAUAUUAAAAAUCAAAAUUU
Saccostrea cuccullata (small rock oyster) is the source of this 685-nucleotide messenger RNA. RefSeq names its product metalloproteinase inhibitor 3-like. The record is from RefSeq and is a predicted model, not a curated record. Lineage: Eukaryota; Metazoa; Mollusca; Bivalvia; Ostreida; Ostreidae. Gene Ontology annotation, molecular function: protease binding; metalloendopeptidase inhibitor activity. Bases 12 to 605 code for a protein of 197 amino acids. Gene Ontology annotation, cellular component: extracellular matrix. The transcript is spliced from 5 exons. Gene Ontology annotation, biological process: negative regulation of membrane protein ectodomain proteolysis; negative regulation of endopeptidase activity.